AUGAUGAAAAUGCUCAAGCAAGGAAUAUUGUUCUUUCGAAGCAGUUGCUCUCGGAAUGACCGUUCUGUGUCUUUAAUCAUUGAACGAAUCAUGGGUAAAAAUCGACACCAAAUGGUGAAGAAUAUAUCAUCCUCUCAUUUAGCUCUGACGACAAGAAGAUUUCGUGUCGGAAAUUUAAAUUCGGAUGUGAAUAUUUCGUUGUGUAGAAAUUAUGGCACCGCAUGUCUAAAUUUUAGAGAGAACUCUUGCACCACAGAUUCUUCAAUGGAACUAUCAAAUCAAUCAUCACAAUGGUUCGAAAAAUCAUUUCCUGUGCAAAAUAUUGAAGGAACCCGAACAUUGGCAGAAAAAUUUUCAAAAUUACUACAAAACACUGAUGUCGUUUUGUUGACAGGAGAUAUGGGAAGUGGAAAGAGUGUUUUUGCAAGGCAUGUCAUUCGAGUGUUGGAAAAGGAUAUGAAUUUAAAUGUACCCUCUCCAACUUUUUGUUGGAUAAUCUUUAUGAAAAUAAGCUCAGUGGAAAUUUUGAGUAGAACAAUACACCAUAUUGAUCUAUAUCGAUUGGAUAGAUUUGAUAGAUUAGAUUUGCUUCAUGUUUUCACAAAUGGAAUUUCACUUAUUGAGUGGGGAAAUCGUUUGCUUGAGGAUAACGACUUGAUGAAACAACCUCAUCACUCCUACAUACGAGAGGUCUUAUUGGACUCUUCCAAGUGUCACUUGUUGAUCAUUCUUUUCGAAAAUGUUGCAACAUCUAGUGAACAUGAUGGUGAGACUAGUUCCAACCUUACAUUCAAUGAGGAACAUGAGGCGAGAUCUAUUACUUUUCUUUCAAGUGAUUUGACAUGGAAAGAAAGACUUUCAAACAUGUUUUAA
Molecule: messenger RNA, 873 nt
Organism: Naegleria fowleri
Lineage: Eukaryota; Heterolobosea; Eutetramitea; Acrasida; Naegleriidae
Exons: 2
Coding region: 1-873 (290 amino acids)
Biological process (GO): tRNA threonylcarbamoyladenosine modification
Source: RefSeq, a predicted model, not a curated record